ACGCCUGAUCCUGUGCGCAUCCACCAUCUAGAAUGACGACUUCAUCGCUUGAAUCGAUUCGCGCCCUCUCAGAUCUUCACCCCAAACCCUCCAAUGUCCGAUUUCAGUAUGGAACCGCUGGAUUCCGCACUGUAGCGAGCGUUCUCGAUUCGGUCCUUUUCAGAGUAGGCGUCCUUGCUGGCCUCAGGAGUAAGAAGCUAGAUGGGAAGACCAUCGGCGUCAUGGUGACUGCCUCCCACAAUCCUGAACAGGAUAACGGUGUGAAACUGGUAGACCCUAGAGGAGAGAUGCUGGACACUUCCUGGGAGAUGCACGCCACCGUGCUUUCCAACGCGCCCACCACAGACGAUUUCAUCCAAGAAGUCGAGAAAUUCGUUCAAGCACAGAAGAUCAAUCUCGCCAAACCAGCCCGUGUUGUGUAUGCGCGCGACACUAGACCGUCUGGGCCUUCCCUCGCUGCUGCUCUGGAGGAUGGACUCAAGGCCAUCGGUGCCGAGAUGCGCAACGCCGGUGUAACCACGACCCCCAUUCUUCACUACUAUGUCCGGGCAAUCAACACUCUAGGUACCAAGGAUAGCUACGGCGAGGAUUCAGAGGAAGGCUAUUUCCAAAAAAUGGCCACCUCAUUCAAGAAGCUCAUCGUGAACCGUCCCACGUUGGAGCCGUUGAUCAUCGACUGUGCCAACGGCGUUGGUGCUCCCAUUGUAGAGAAGCUCAAAUCGUAUCUCGGAGACAGUUUGCCGCUGAUUCUCGAGAACACGGCCAUCGACACCCCAGGCGCCCUCAAUCACGCGUGCGGGGCCGACUUUGUGAAGACCACGCAGAAGAUGCCUCCGUCACUGGCCGGUCGACUCAAGCCUGGCCAGCGAGCGUGCAGUCUGGACGGCGACGCCGAUCGGCUGAUGUAUUUCUAUCUCGAUGAGCAAAGCCAGUUCCACAUGCUCGAUGGGGAUAAGAUCGCAGCGCUUGUUGCUGCGUUUAUUGUCGAGCUCGUACAGACUGCGGGAUUGGAAAACAAGGUCAAGGUCGGCGUCGUACAGACCGCUUAUGCCAACGGCGCGUCUACCAAGUAUCUGUCUGAGCGACUCCCAGUGAAAUGCGUGCCCACUGGAGUGAAGCACCUCCACCACGCCGCAGAGCAGUACAAUAUUGGAGUCUACUUCGAGGCCAACGGGCACGGCACUGUUUUGUUUUCGCCGUAUACUCAGGAAAUCCUGGAGACGUAUCAACCAUCGACUCCGGCCCAGUUCACCGCCCUUGAAAAUCUGCGAAGCCUGAACGUUUUGAUCAACCAGACUGUCGGUGACGCGCUCUCAGAUCUGCUCCUCGUCGAAGUUGUACUCGCACACAAGGGCUACGACGCAUCAGAAUGGGACUCGCUCUAUGUUGAUCUGCCGAACCGACUGGUCAAGGUGGUCGUUGCUGAUCGGAAUCAGUUCAAGACGGAAGAUGCCGAGCGUCGGUUAGUCAGUCCGCUCGGGCUGCAGCAGAAAAUCAACGAACUCGUCCGCCGGUUCGAGCAGGGGCGGUCUUUUGUUCGUCCGAGUGGAACGGAAGAUGUCGUACGGGUUUACGCCGAGGGAAGCAUGAAGAUACAGGCUGAUGAACUGGCUUUCCGUGUCGCUGGCCUUGUGUACGACGAGACUGGGGGCAAUCCCGCCACACGACCCAAGGAAUUCAUCUGAAGGAGAGAAAUGAAUUGCAGUGUACCGAAAGUAUUGAGGACGCUUCGCAGUAUGUAGACACGAAUGUAAGAUCCGGAGAUCUGGCAAAUGCUAUAAUGGAAUCUGAUCGGCAACGUUGCA
This is a messenger RNA of Mycena citricolor, 1805 nucleotides long. NCBI's taxonomy places the organism in Eukaryota, Fungi, Basidiomycota, Agaricomycetes, Agaricales, Mycenaceae. The record is from the annotation of a GenBank genome assembly.